AUGCCUGAAAUUCCGGAUUGCCUCGCUCGUCGCUACCGGGCUUUAGACGAGCUUAUCAAAGACUUGACAAUGAAUAAAAGCGGGUCCAAUAUAAACUGUUGUUCUGAUGACCCCGGAGUUAAAAUGAUGUGUAAUUUCUGGAAUAUCUUAAAAGAGAAUCCAGAUUGUGAUCUAAAGGAAGCCGUUGAAGAGCGCUUGGGUAUAACUUCAACAAGUACGGGGAUCUUUCCGCAGCGUUGCCGUGAAGUUACUUGUUAUAUGGCGGGGUGUUGUAAGCGCGACGGAGAGGGUAAAGAACAACCUAAGCCUGCUAGAGUAACAAGUUGUUGUAAAUCUGGCCAAAACACUGACCCGAAACCGCCAAGUUGCCAACGAUGCAGUACGCCUAGUUCCGGGAGCGAUACUUUACCCCUCAGCAAAGUACUCUGUAACAUAAAGGAAGCCGCAUCAUUUGACAAAAAGUGCCAAGCAAAAGUCAGCGAAUUAUUAUCAACGCAGAAGGAAUUGCAAGAACAAAUAGGUGUUUUGGAACAACGUGAAAAAGAAGGCCUGCAGCUACUAAAGCAAGCCGAUUGCAUGUGGACAUGUAUGGAGGCUUCAUAUAAGAAGAAAGUGGCCGAAUCUCUGGAGAGGCAGACAGCUCUUCUGAAACAGAUGAAGGAAAUCGAAGGCAGUGUUCAGAAAUGGCGUAAAAAUAAAAAGGAAUUGGAAUUUCAAAUGGGUAACGUAGAAAAGUGUCAACAAGAAAUAAGAGAGAAAACUACAGAAAAAAACAGCGAUAUUAAUUGCAUUAAUUUGGAAAUAGCUGAUUUUACUAAAAGAAUUGAAAAUAAUAAGGGCGAUGUCGAGGCGACGAACAAAUCGUUUUCCUCGAAAAGGAGUGCUUCUUGUGCAAAACAAGGUAACAUAGCAAAUGAAGUAUCGAGACUGGAAAAAUUAGUAAACGAGGAAAAACGUCGAAAAAAAGCCAAAGAAACCGAAGGAAGCAAAUAUAUCAAAGACGCAAGGGAAGAUUUGCAAAGACUGUGCAAAGUUUUAUUGCAAAAGAAACUCGAAAAUGAAGAUAUGAGUGCCGAGAAAGAAGCAUUACAGUUAGAAAUCGAAAUGUUAGUUCAAACAUGUGAUCAGUGCAAAGACAAAUGCAGGAACAAACAGCAAAACAUAGAAGAUGAGAUUCUAGCUAUAGACAAAGAGAUAGCUAAUUUCAAAGUCCGAUGUAUAAGAUGUCACGAAUGUACUGAUACUAUGGAUAUGAGGAAGUUUUGCACCGACUGCCCGAGAUGUGCCGAAGAGAGAGAUUGUUUGCUCGAAGGUGAUCAUUGCGUACCAGAUCAUACUAUGGACUGUGUGUGUAUGACGGUCAAACAAAAGUUUUUGGAUAAUGUCUUCGAGAAUAUGUAUACAGUCCUGGAACGGCAAACUAAGACUGGACCAGGGAAGGCAGUGGCCGAAGCGGUGAUGAAUUGUCUAAAGAAAAGUCCUGUUAAGACUAGAUGUGAGAUGGAUUCAGAGACAUACAAUCAACUUAUGCUUUGUUUGAAACAAAUCAAAGUUACCAAACCCGCUAAAGCAGACAAAGGGACACCUACUAAGAAGGACCCAUGCCGUCGUUGGCCGAAUUCCAGCGAAUGUAAUUGCCCCAACGGACCAAAGGAGUGCAUCUGUUCAAGGAGAGCUCCGCCCGCUGCCAGAGACCCGCCAUGUCCGCCAGACCCCGAUGAUGCGGAUGCGGGUGAAGAAAUAGCUUGCCCACAUAGAGACAACGCCCCUUGUGGGCCGGAUUGCGGUGCGCAUACGCCGAGUCGCGUUGCUGCAGAAGUAGCGGCCUGGAAACCGAACCCUUGUCAAGGUCCCUCAUGCCAAUUGAAGAAUAUGAGAGCUGCUCAAUGCGUCCUCGGGCCUGAAGCGUUGUGUUCGAAGGCAAAUUUGCGUAACAAAUCAUCCGCACCCAUUGUACCAAGUAUCCAUAGUUUAGGGAAGUCCUGUCAAUGCAGCCACAUAUCACGAAAGGCAUGCGCUUGUCACAAAGAUACAAAACAACUAAAACGCAAAAAUAGAUGCGAUAAAGAAAUUAGUACGGUACUACAAUUUCCAUUUAGUGACAAAAAGGUAGUGUUUAGUGAUGAGGACUUGAUGUAUGAAAUUGAACAUAUUGUAUCAACCAAAGCAUUGGCUAGGAACAAAUCAGAGUCUACUUCUAGUUUUUUAACACAAAAACGUAGUGUAAUUAUAAUAGACAACAACAAGAAAACCGAAAAUACCCUAAAUAUUGACAAGGAAAAACAAAGAAACAAAAAGGAAAGUUCUGUUAAUACUUCAAAUAAUAAAAAACAUAGUACAAAUGAUAAAGACAUGAAGGUUUUAAGUGAAGAACGGAAUUUGAAUGUUGUGAUUCACGAUUCAGAUAAUGAACUUAAAUGUGUUGCGCCAAAAUUGACUAAAACACCUUCCGGAAAUCUGACAAUGGCUUUAGAGGAAAAUAUAAUUCAACUGAUUGACUCAAAAGUUAAAGAAAAUGUCGAUCUAUACAUUAAUCUAAGGGAGGAUGAUUCGGGAUCUUAUUCUAUCGAUUUCAGCUGUAGUGAUCUCGACAAAAACGCCAAAAAAUUACUGGUCAAAAGAACUCCCUCGGGUAACUUACUCUUGGAUAUCAAGGAUAAAAAGAAAAACUCACAAUCACUAAAAAAUAAAAAAGCAAUUAGACCAAAUAAGUUGUCUAAAAGGGCGUUUAAAUCGAAAAAAAUACAAAAGCUACCACCGAAAGAAAUCGUUGAUAGUUUUACAGGAACUUCUGCAUUGUCUAACAAAUGUUCUGGUGAAUUUAAAUCACACUUAUGCAAGGCAACCCUAAAGGGAUUAAAGAGAGUUAUAAAUGAACCUAUUAUUUUACGCCGUACAGGUUCAGGCAAUUAUGACAUAAUUAUUGAUAAAGAAUUCGAAAAUUGGUACAAAGACGCUGUUAAAUGUCACGAAGGCGAGGAAGAGGCAACUUGUGUCAAAGUUUUAGAAAAAAGUUGUGGUAAUUGUAUUAUCAGUUUUAUUGACGAAGAGGAUUCUGCAUAUAAAAACGCAUGCAUAUCCAAAGAUAAUAGUGGGAAUUUUAAACUUAUAAUUAAUUGUAAUGUCAAAGAAAAUUUGUUGCAAAAGCAGAGUUCUAUUAUAUCAUCAAAAAUUUUCGAAAAAAUACUCAAUCGUGAAUCAGUUGAUUCUGAGAAAAAGAAAAGUAGCGCAAUAAAAAAAAGAUUUAUGCAAUAUAAAUCUUGCAGUGAUUCUAAUAUCUACAAUGAUUUAAGGAACAAUCUCUUUUCACAAUUUUCUUCGGGGACAUCAGCUAAAUUGACCAAAACUAAUUCAGGUCAGUAUACGGUUGUCUUAGAUAAAGAAUCAAGAAAUGCCCUCCUAACAAACUUACGAAAAUAUUUCUGUGGAGCUACAAAAGGUUCCAUACCAAUAAAUAGGGAUGAUAAUGGUGAAAUUUCUAUAGCAUUAAACAACAGAUUAAAUCAAGCAGAGUACGCUUCAUUGACAAUUUCACCAUCAGGAAGUAUUUAUGUAAUGGUAAAAGAUAAUAAAAAAGAUCAAAUUGAUAUUUCAACAAAAUUAAGUUCACACUGUGACAUAAGAUGGGAUCAAUUUAUUGAUGAUGUUAAAAAUCCAUCUGUAAAGGGCAUUUCAACACACUGCAAUAAUCGAGAUGACGGAAAUUGCGACAUGAACAAAUGUGUCUGUAAAAAUUUGUGUUUUAAAUCAAAGCGAUGGGUUGUUGACGCAGAUUCCACAAGCACCGAAUGUGGUGUCGUAUGGAAACGUGAUUCUAACCGUUAUUCACCAUUGGAUUUAAAAGAUAAUCAGUGCAAUGGAACUAUUAUAAAUCGUCAUAUCGUUAUAAAACCUCGUCAUGAAGAAAAACCGAGAAAUGAUGUCUAUGAACACUAUAAUUGUUACUUAAAUAACGUUUGUCCUUACCAUGCAUCGAGAUAUGAGAGAUUGUCAAAUGAACUUUUAGAGAUAUCUGGAAUGUGUCCUACCGGACAGUUCGAGAAACACCCGAGUGUAACUGAAAAUAUAGUAAAAGAACAGCUGACUAUUUUAAAUACGAUCCAAAAACCAAAUGAUUUAUACAUAUCCAAAGAAACCAAGCAAUACAAUUGGGACUCUAUAGACUAUCUUCCUCAUCAAUUGCCUACAUUUCUUAACGCUUUUACUCGCACUUCAUAA
Pieris macdunnoughi is the source of this 4218-nucleotide messenger RNA. The record is from the annotation of a GenBank genome assembly. NCBI's taxonomy places the organism in Eukaryota, Metazoa, Arthropoda, Insecta, Lepidoptera, Pieridae.